Mesorhabditis spiculigera is the source of this 198-nucleotide messenger RNA. Lineage: Eukaryota; Metazoa; Nematoda; Chromadorea; Rhabditida; Rhabditidae. The record is from the annotation of a GenBank genome assembly.
AUGUGCGAAUGCGCACGGGCCGUCACUGAGGAGAAGCUGCGCAAGGUGGCAGGGCUGAAGGUUGACGUCAACAAUAUGACAGAAUGCGCGCUGUGCAAUAAGAAGAUUGGGAAUAGCGCCCUCGUCCGUGACCCUCAAAGCCAAAACCUCAUGCACGUCUUCUGCUACGAAAAUUCAAUCGAAGCCGCAACAAUGCAA